Molecule: messenger RNA, 1237 nt
Organism: Carcharodon carcharias (great white shark)
Lineage: Eukaryota; Metazoa; Chordata; Chondrichthyes; Lamniformes; Lamnidae
Product: shiftless antiviral inhibitor of ribosomal frameshifting protein-like
Exons: 8
Coding region: 71-979 (302 amino acids)
Biological process (GO): viral translational frameshifting; innate immune response
Molecular function (GO): ribosome binding; sequence-specific mRNA binding
Source: RefSeq, a predicted model, not a curated record
AAUACAAAACUGAUGCAGUGAGGAGCAAAGGAACAACUGCCGCACUUAUUCAGAUAAUUUUUAUUGUAGUAUGGCAAGUCCCAUCAUGCAUCAAGACGUUGGAGAAGAUGAAAUUGAGCUGGAGAAGAACAUCCGGAGACUGAGAGAGACGUUUCACGCGAGGGUCAUUCCCAAGCCAGUAGCUGACUCCUUAAUGAGGAGGUACGACAGUGACUGUAACCUGGUGGUGCAAGAAAUCAUGCGUCUUCGGGAUCAGGUGGAUGACGCAGAGCUUGGUGCUGAGGGCCCGCUAACGAAUGACGCACAGGAUUCGAGCGAAGACAAUGAUGACCAUGACAUACAGGAAAUAGCAGACCGCUUAAGGAUACUUCCACUGACUGAGAAGAACUUGCGAAUGUUUGACUCAGCAAGGUGCAGUAAGAUUCCUGGUAGUCCAAGACUGUUCGCAUGCCCAUGCUGUGAUAGAAGUUGGUGGAGGGAAGUGCCUGAAAGGAAAAAGGUCUCAAGAUGUCGUGGAUGUAAAAUAAAGUAUGAUGCAGUGCCAAGAGAUCAGGAAUGGGGUCUCGCUGAGUAUAAUUGCCAAUACUGCAAUAAUUUUUUCAGGAGCUUUGGACAGAUGGGGCUUCCUGCCCCAUGCUACAGGUGCCGGAAUGUCGUUCUACCCAACAUUAUCAUUCCACCCCAACAAAAUCGGACACCAUUGAGAAAUGAGAGACGGAGUGACCAUGGCUGCUGUGCCGAGGAUUGUUAUAACAGGCAAGAGCCCUAUGUUCCUGGUACACACUGUAUUCAUCCCAGGACACGGAAGAUGCGUGAGCUGCCCAAGGUGCUGUGUCCCAGCGGGCAACACGAGUCUACUGGAUCAACAGUUGCCAGCUGCAUUAGCCAGGGUUCCUCAAUGGAGUGCGAUGUUGAAGUGAUCAUCCAGGAGGAUCUGAAGGUAAUCCUAGAAGAAGACGAAGCCCAGUGCGUGACAUGAGUUGAAAAUGCUGCUGCUCCUCCACUUGCCUGCCUCUAUGACAGAAGUCUCAGUACUUUUAACCUGGGAUUAUCGUGAGCCGAGAACGGAUGGUGAAUUGGACUGGGGGAUUAUGUCAAACCCUGGUGAGCAGGACUUGAGGUGCUUUAGGCCAGGGAAGGCUGACUGGCGAGUGGUGUUUGUUUUAUUUUUAGUAUUCUCGCUUCUAACUGCUAACCCUUCCAUUCUUUUUCUUAUUAAACAGUUACUUCACCAUUA